Molecule: messenger RNA, 1422 nt
Organism: Dacryopinax primogenitus
Lineage: Eukaryota; Fungi; Basidiomycota; Dacrymycetes; Dacrymycetales; Dacrymycetaceae
Exons: 1
Coding region: 391-1344 (317 amino acids)
Source: RefSeq, a predicted model, not a curated record
ACACAAUCAGACGUUCCCCCCCCUUACUCUCUCUUCAAAGACGCUCAUUCCCGUCAACGCUCCUUCACGCUACCACACCACCCACUAUAAUACCCCAUAUACCCACAAACAAUGUUCACCCCUCCACCUUCGCCUCUCCCAGGGGGAAAGUUUCAGCAAACAACACAAACGACGAGCACCUCCCCAAACGGACUUCUCACACCCCCUUUUCCCUCACCCGAAAAACUGGCGUCAACUAGCCAGCUACCCGCCUCGCCGAGGCAGAAGAAAAGAAAACGCUACCUACCUGUACUCGUCGCCGCUGUCGUCCUUGCUGUUAUCGCGAUUAGUGCUAGGCAGCAGACGAUGCGGGCUUUGGAGGGGUGUUGGGGGUUGAGUGCGCCUAAACCAAUGGAGCUUCCCGUACCUGAGGUUGAGGUCGAGGCUGAGGAGAGGGGGAGCGAGAUACAUGCGCAUAGGCGACAGAGGAGAGCACACGAGGAGCUCGCACACCGCCAAGCCGGCACUCCGACAGGCACCACCACGCACACAACAUCAACAAGCAAUUUCCUGACCGCCUCCUCCGCCGAACUGCCCAAAUACACCGCUCCUCCCUCCGUUCCCAGCCCUGCACUUCCCGUCCCAACCCCCUUCCCAGCACCGUUCGACAUCUCCCUCUCGUUCAACGUCACCACCCCCUCCUGUAUCAACUUCUUCAACACUUUCAUCCAGAAUGUGACCUUCCGCGCCUGCCGGCCAUUCGGCAUGCUCAUGUCCAGUUCCCAGCAGUUCCAGGCCGACCAGUCCAAUCUCACCAUCCUCACUGCCGUGGUAGGCGGGACGUGCGCGACGGACAUGAGUCCCUCCGACUGUGGGGCAGUGAUGGACUGGCACGCGGAGCAGAUCGCAUUGGGCGGCAACUGCGGGCAAGACCUGAACGCUGGUGCCGCUCUAGCGGUGACGGCACUCGAAGGGUUCAGGUCAUAUCGGAUGAUGCGGACUGCCGGGUGUCUGCAGAACCCAGUAACGAACGCAUACUGCUACGUCGAGGCAGUCGCCUCUCUCCUCCCGAACGACCUCUACUUCUGGGUCGCAUCCCUCGGCAUCCCACUCCCGAACGCGACCGCGCCGACCUGUAGCGUAUGCACGCAGAGCCUCAUGAACGUAUAUGCGCAGUAUGCGGGUCAGUCGGGCCUGGUUAUCAGCCAGGUAUAUACCCAGGUGGCGGAGAGGGCGAGAGAGGCGUGCGGAGCUGGGUAUGCGAGCGCGGUGGCGAUCACUAGUGCUUCGCAGAGGGGGACAAUGCUUUCCGCUCUGGUGGCAGCAGUGUUCGGAGCAUUGGCGCUCCUCUUGCAGGUCUUAUAACCCUACUACCUUCUAUAUAACUCAUCUCUUACCUUUCCCUCUUAUUUUCCACAUCUUACCUUCGGUUCUUGGAACAAC